Messenger RNA from Toxorhynchites rutilus septentrionalis, 868 nucleotides. RefSeq lists its product as uncharacterized. Lineage: Eukaryota; Metazoa; Arthropoda; Insecta; Diptera; Culicidae. The coding region runs from base 207 to 755 and encodes 182 amino acids. The record is from RefSeq and is a predicted model, not a curated record. The transcript has 2 exons.
UGUUCCACACGGAAUGGAAAGAAUUCACCGGCGAAAUUGUGGAUCAACCUUCCGAACUCGCAAAAACAAAACCGGUCGCACAGCGAAGUGUCAUCUAAUGAAAAAUAUUACAAGUAUAAAAGGUGACAUCGGGGCAGCAAGUUCAGUACACAUUUACAUCAGUUCGACCUAAAAACACCUCAAGUAAAGUCAACCUGCCAGCAAUCAUGAAAAUCGCAGCAGUUCUCAUCCUAGUCAUCGCCUGCACAAGUCUAACCACCGCUAAACCUACGUUGCUUUUGAAAAAAUUGAAACUGUACGCACUGCCUCGCCUACUCAACGGACAGUCUUCUCCUGCCGCUGGCAUCGCGGAAUUUUUCAGCCUGCCGAAGUUGCCCAGCAUCUACAUUCCCUACCCAUUUUCGGCGCUCUUCAAACCAACUGAACCAGCCCCGCCCGUGAUCUACCAUACGGAAGAAGAAACCCUGCCGUCGUCACCCAUCCCGGAAGUCGAAACCGUCCCGGUCGAGCUGCCCGAAGAUCUAGAAGCUCCGGCCCCGGUUCCCGAAGAACUCGAGGGCGCUCCACAGGUACCCCACGAAGAACUCGACACCGUCCCCCAUGUGCCUCAGGACCUUCCCAACGAGAUCGAUAUCCGUGGGCCCGUUUACAUUGCGGAAACACCCGGCGUCAAGCAUCAGGCACUCCUGCCAGCUGGAUACAGCCAUUCGGUAAUUAUUCAGAAUCUCGCCCCAGCCCCUGGAACUGUGGGUUAACUGGAAGAUCCGUUCCGACUGGUCGUUGAGAUGCUUUUAUUUAAAGUUGUUAUGUGAACAUUUUUGUUGAAUUAAUAAAAAUCAAAAUAUUGUGAAUUGAAUUAUUUAUGUAA